Cylas formicarius (sweet potato weevil) is the source of this 3948-nucleotide messenger RNA. Its product is annotated as serine protease nudel-like. NCBI's taxonomy places the organism in Eukaryota, Metazoa, Arthropoda, Insecta, Coleoptera, Brentidae. Bases 172 to 3870 code for a protein of 1232 amino acids. Gene Ontology annotation, biological process: proteolysis. The record is from RefSeq and is a predicted model, not a curated record. Gene Ontology annotation, molecular function: protein binding; serine-type endopeptidase activity. The transcript has 12 exons.
UCUUCGUUGGCGGAGUCAUCCAACUCUCUGCGGCCGCGCUUCUUAUAUUAUACACGCAUCGGAGAAUUCCGGUCGUUGUUAUUUUUCAAACGCGGGAAUAUACGAAAAUGUUCCCCGUUUUUCGCGUACGUUCUUAGUGCCGUUGUGUUUAAUUCACGUGUAUACUGGAUCAUGGAAAAAGUCGUCUACGGUACCACCGGGUUACCGUCCAAGUACCGCCAGAAUUUUUCCAACAAUUUCUAUCAGAAUGUUCCCAGAGGAACCCUCCGACCCGUCGCGAUCGACUAUACCUUACCAAAUUGCGGUGGUACUCGGAGAUCUACAUCGAUCGCAUCCAUCUCACAUACCCAUCAUACCCUCUGGCAGGAGCGAUAUCAGCACGGUACUCCUAUGUCAUGCGCGGGGGUGGAACGGAAACAAUCGUCGAAGGGUAGAGUGUGUUCGAUAGCCUUAGCCGUAGCAUCGUUCGUAGUAUUAAUAAUCGUAUUAGCCAUAGCCGGAUUAGCAUUGUACAUGGGGAUAUCCCAGACAGAUUCGCCAUAUAAUGCAAUAAUAUCGUUCAGCGGGAGCGCGAAAGUGCUGAGAGGGGACCGAUUUCUAGGCGGUCUUGAAGAGAAGGCCAAAAAAUACAGACGGCAAAUAGAUAUGCUCUAUCAAAAUAGCGCCUUAGGGCCCGCUUUGGCGUCCAGUGCCGUCGAUGGUUUCGGCAAAGAUGGAUUCACCAUUUAUUUUCGAUUAAGUUUCAAUCGAAAAAAAUUAUCUGACAACUUGACUAACAUCGAGAAAGCUCUCAAAGAUAUACUGCUAAGCGACGCGCUAUCAAAGAAACCGAUUUUCAAAAACGUGAGGUUCGAUCCAAGAAGUGUGGUGGUUAGAUUGACACCGGACGGUUCCAAUGCGUACUCGCCUCCAUCGCACAUUACGUCAGCGUCAAAUUCAAAAAGUUCAUCGAAAUCGAAAGGGGUGGUGUUAAAAUCGCCUAAAAAUAUCACCACCAGUCCCAAGCCCUUCUUGAAAGAUGAACCGGAUUUCAACGAAGAAGAUUUGCCCGUGAUUCAGGGUUCUUUUAAAAUUAGCAAAACCGAAGCGGAUAUUACAGAGAAGAAGACCGAUGCGGCUACCACAAAAGCGAAAACGUCUACUACUAGCACGACUACUAUGAAAAUAACUACGGUUAAGGAAUCUUCUACGACGAGCGCUUUUUACAAAAUUACCACCGAUAAACCGAAACCGACCACAACUACGGCCGUAACAUCACCGUUACCACGUAGUAGCGAAGUUCCUCAAACCACGUCGAAAUUUAUAGGCAGCCCUCAGUUGUUCGGUGACGCUCCCUGGGUGCCCAUUUUGCCGAAUACUCCUGGGUUUUUGAGCGAGGCGGCACCUGUCGUCGAUCAACCUACUUACACGAGUUUCACAAAUCCGGGAUUAUCGUUUAAUUUCCAAGAUGCCGAAAAAUUGGGAUCCCAAAACUUAAAAGGCCACCCAAUUCCGAUCAACAAAAUUCCGUUUACCACCACCAACGCAGAGGACGACCAUUUCGUGAAAGUCGAUACUUUGAGGUACCCUACGACCGUAAAACCGAAUACCGAACCAAUGAAAAAUAUUUCCGCGAUAUUUCAAAAUUUGGCGUCGACACUGGAAGAACCGUUUUACGACGACAAAGAGGAAACGAAAGAAAUAUCGGGUCAGGGACACGUCGAAGUUGUCGACGUCGACGUCGAAGAGUUGCUAAGCCACACUACCAAGAUACCAUUGGUGACGUUACUCCCGGUCAGAUCGAAUUCGGGUAUCGGUCGACCCUUUCGAAAACGCUUAGGCGACGGCCAUAACGUUUCGGUGGAAAAUCGCAGUUUUCCGGGUGAAACGGCUCGAGUUGGACAACCGAAGGAAGCGACAAGCAAUUACCAAAUAAUGGGAGUACUAAAUUUUGCUACCGAAACGUACGGUUUGCCCGAAACGCGAGACCAGCACGACAUCGUACGAUUCCCCAAAAUGGAACAGGAGAAUUUCGAUUCUGUUAACCACACGGCGGUUCCAUCAUUCUUCACUAGCGGCGUCUUGAAAGGCAACGCGUUAUCAGUCGAAAAAAUCAAACAGCUCGCCGAAAUCAGUAAAAUCAAUACCAACGACACGGUUAUCGUUAACGAAGCGAAAGCUAUUUCUUCUAGCUAUUCCAUUAACCACGACGGACUUAAAGUGCUGACCAAAACGCUCAACAAGGCUCCUAAUUCUUUUAGCAAAAACGAUACCACCAUUUUUUCCAAACUUGGAUCGAAUUCUUUGCAUAGGGACGUCGAUUGCGCGUUCAAAUGCGGAGACGGGAAAUGUCUAGCGGAAACCACCAAAUGCAAUCAAUUGAUGGACUGCGCGGACGGAAAAGACGAGGCGAAUUGCACCUGCGCGGACUAUUUAAAAUCGCAAUACUUGACGAGUAAAAUUUGCGACGGAAUAGUCGACUGUUGGGAUUUUUCCGAUGAGAAUAGAUGCGAUUGGUGCGAACCGAACCAAUACGUGUGCAGCAACUCCAAGGUUUGCAUCGAAAAAGAAAAAAUCUGCGACGGUUUAAGAAAUUGCCCGCAAGGCGACGACGAACGCCAAUGCGUAACCGUCGCACCCGAUCUUCGAAAAGCCGAUGAGUUUCCAUAUUAUUCUGACGGCUACUUGAUGGUUCGAAAACUGGGUAGGUGGGGCAAAUUGUGCAUAGACAAUUUCGAAAACGUGGUAUCGAAUUCUCGUAUAUCGUGGGAAAUCGAAGAUCUCGGAAAAGCGAUCUGCAAGUCGAUGACUUAUCAAUACAUGGAAAGCAUCGUGGGCGCCGAAGAAUCGGAAAACGAACGGGAACAGAUGUAUUUCGAGCUGGUAUACACAACGCAAGACAAAUCGAAGUCUAAGUCGAGUUUAUCGUUUAAGGAGACUAGUUGUCCAGCAAAGAAAGUAGUAAAAGUUUCUUGCCAGUCCUUAGAGUGCGGCGCUCGGCCUCAAGCUAUCAAGCAUAUUGCUAGGGUUGUCGGCGGUGGAAACGCUGGUCUAGGGGCGUGGCCGUGGCAAGUAGCGCUUUAUAAGGAGGGUGAGUUUCAAUGCGGGGCAACGCUUUUGUCCGAUCGCUGGCUCCUGUCCGCCGGCCAUUGUUUUUAUCGUUCGUCGGGGGAACAUUGGGUCGCGCGUCUCGGCGCCUUGCGUCGCGGCACCAAUCUGCCGUCGCCUUACGAGCAACUGCGAAACGUCAUCCGUAUAAUCGUCCAUUCCGGUUAUCUAGAUUUCGGGUUUAUAAAUGACAUAUCACUGUUGCAAAUGGACCGUCCCGUUGUUUUCAGCGAUUACGUCAGACCCGUUUGUUUACCCCAGCCCGAUCACAAUCUUGAAGACGGACGCCUCUGUACCGUGAUCGGCUGGGGUCAACUGUUCGAAGUCGGACGUAUCUUUCCUGACACCCUCCAAGAAGUACAGAUCCCGAUCAUAUCAACCCUCGAAUGUCGAAAGCGAACGUUAUUUUUUCCGUUGUACAAAAUCACCGACGACAUGUUCUGCGCAGGGUACGAAAGGGGCGGACGGGACGCUUGCCUAGGCGAUUCUGGCGGACCGCUGAUGUGUCCCGAGCCUAACGGCCGUUGGACUUUGUACGGUAUAACCAGCAACGGAUACGGUUGCGCGAGAGCUAACCGCCCGGGGGUUUAUACGAAAGUGGCUAAUUACGUCGAAUGGAUUUAUGCGUACGUUAACGGGGACGCAAAUACAUUGAGGAAUACGACAAAAAUUGUGACGUCCUGCUCCGGGCAUCGUUGCCCUUUAGGCGAGUGUUUACCGGAACGUAGAUUGUGCAACGGUUUUAUUGAAUGUAGCGACGGGAGCGACGAAAAGGGUUGUUGAGGCCACCGGAUAGCUUUUUUCUCAGACGGUGUGGUGUGGUGUUAUAAUAUAACAAAUUGUGUACAUAAAGAAAAAUGA